Messenger RNA from Arabidopsis thaliana (thale cress), 1928 nucleotides. RefSeq lists its product as uncharacterized. Bases 1192 to 1407 code for a protein of 71 amino acids. Lineage: Eukaryota; Viridiplantae; Streptophyta; Magnoliopsida; Brassicales; Brassicaceae. The record is from RefSeq and is marked reviewed. The transcript has 8 exons.
GAGACUUGAGGGACAAAACAUUGGCUUGGGUUAUGUUUGGUGCAAUGAAAAUGGUACCCACGGCUUCAAACUUUAGUCUUUAGACUGAGACUUGAGACUGAACAUUGAUCCUUCUUAGUACCCACGGCUUUGAAAUCAGUUAGACAGACAUAUGGAUCAUGUUUGGUUUCUUGUUUUGGUCUUUAGACAACAGUUACCCACGACUUUAAAAAUGACAAGCAAGAUUAUGAUUGAAGUCUGUAAGUCUUGUUAUGUUAAAAGAUUGGAUAAUUGAAUCUGAUCGUCUAUAUAAUGUUGGUUCGGCAGCAUUACUUCAAGUCUCUGCAUAGAACUGCCUUCAUUAAGGCGUUUCUAGUUCAAUGAUCUGCUCUAAAAUCCGAGGAUCUGCACAUUGAUGGAGAAUAAAUGUUCUUAAAUAGAACUCAAUGAUCUGCUUAAUGAUGGGAGACUUUAUGAAUAAUGUAGCUAAUCCUUGUGCCUAGCUCUUGAAGCUCUUCCUAUUAGCGAAGGUACAUUCUUGUGCAACGCUUGAUAGGUCGAGGCUCGAGCAAAGCACGAAAGAGGAAGAUAGAGAUGACGCACCAAAGGCACAUCAUUAUACAUCUCACUAAGAUAUGAUAUUCAAUAAUGCUGGCUGGGCAGCCCGAAAUAUCAAUCAAGCUGUGAUUAUUAUCACUGUAAGUCUUGUCAAAUUAUGUUCUAUAUAUUGCUGGCUGGGCAGCAUGAAAUAUUUUAUGCAAGCAUCAUUUUAAUUGAAAUAUGUAAGUCUUGUGUAAUUAUGUAAGCCAAGCAAAUUUUGAUUGAAGUCUGUAAGACUUGUCAAGUUAUGUAAGACAAGCAAGAUGUAAUUAACAUCUGUAAGACUUGCGUAAUUAUGUUCAAAGAUUGGAUAAAUAAAUCUAAUCGUCUAUUUAUUGCUGGCUGGGCAGCAUAACUUCAAGUUUCUGCACAAAACUGCCUUCAUUAAGGCAUUUCUAAUGAUUUCGUAAGAAGGAGAAAUUCAAUGAUAUGAUAAGACUUGUCUAAUGAUGUCCGAAUGGGGAAUUCUCUUGCAUGGAUGGAGGAAUAAGCAAGCAAGCUGUGAUUAACACUGUAAGACUUGUCACAGUUCUAUAUAUUGCUAGUUAAUCCUCUCUGCCUAGCUCUUGAAGCUCUUCCUGUUAACGAAGGCACAUCAUUGUGCAAUGCUUGAUGGGUCGAGGCUCGAGCAAGGCGAGAAAAGGAGAGAGAGAUGAGGCACCAAACAAGACCAAGAAAAUGGAGAACCAUAAAGAAGGCAUUGUGUACAUGAGUAAGAUAGGCAUGAUUGGAGCUUUUGGGGUGUGCGUCGUCUUCAACACUCCUAUUUCCAAGUGGAUCAAUUUUUCCUUUAUAAACCAAACCUCAAUUAAGCACCCACGUCUUUAGAGCACACUGAUACAAAUAUACACAUAACACGAAUACAUACACUAAACGUAAACAUACACACAAACGUAACUUUUGUGCUCACACUAAUACAAACAUAAAUGCAUAACACGAACACAUACUCUAAAUGCAAUUGUUUAUAUUGUAUGAUGAAUGAGUGCUAAACAGAAGUUUAUGAAACUACUUACUAAGGUUUAUAGUUUAUAUAAGAAGUUUUUUCAUUGAACUGUUAAAGAAGUUCAUUUCGUUUGAGGAGCGUUGCAACACUCAGCUUGCAGCCCUUACCGCAAGUUGCUCCAAAAUCACGUCAACUCAUAAUACUUAUGCCGACCGAGUUGACACUCUACUCCAGGGACUUUGCGAACCUCAAGAUCAAGAGGGCGUUUAGAGUUUUACGACCCUAUCCACCCGAACCCUCUGAGUUUCUCAAACUACUGCAAGGUCUCAGGUCCCAAAGUGUAACCGGAGGAAGUUAUCAGCAGCCACCAACUGCUCAAAUACUUCUGUAGGCCUCAACUACUUCU